This is a messenger RNA of Nannospalax galili (Upper Galilee mountains blind mole rat), 4304 nucleotides long. RefSeq names its product protein tyrosine kinase 7 (inactive) (gene Ptk7). The record is from RefSeq and is a predicted model, not a curated record. Gene Ontology annotation, cellular component: neuronal cell body; axon; plasma membrane. NCBI's taxonomy places the organism in Eukaryota, Metazoa, Chordata, Mammalia, Rodentia, Spalacidae. Gene Ontology annotation, biological process: synapse organization; homophilic cell-cell adhesion; protein phosphorylation. Gene Ontology annotation, molecular function: ATP binding; protein kinase activity; axon guidance receptor activity. The transcript is spliced from 20 exons. The coding region runs from base 193 to 3402 and encodes 1069 amino acids.
GGGAGGGGGCGUCGGGGGCGUGGCUUGGAGGCGGCGGAGGGACCUGGCGCGCGAGGCUCCAGCUCGGGACGCCUCGGGCUCGGGCUGCGGCUGCUGCAGCGGCGCCCGCGCUCUGGUGCGUCGGCCUCGGGGGUCGGUCGCCGAGCCCCUGCCGUGCGCCCUGCACCUCGCUGCUCCUGGGAGCCCGCCGCAAUGGGCGCUGCACGGGGCUCCCUCGCCCGCUCGCUGCCCUUGCUUGGCGCCGUGCUGCUGCUGCGUCUGCUGGCGGGUGCCCAGGCAGCCAUCAUUUUCAUCAAGGAGCCGUCCUCCCAGGAUGCACUGCAGGGGCGUCGAGCUCUGCUCCGCUGUGAGGUUGAGGCACCAGGCCCAGUACAGGUAUACUGGCUGCUCAAUGGGGUGCCUGUGCAGGACACCGAGCGGCGUUUUGCCCAGGGCAGCAGCCUGAGCUUUGCAGCUGUGGACCGACUGCAGGACUCUGGCGCCUUCCAGUGUGUGGCUCGGGAUAAUAUCACCGGAGAGGAAGCCCGCAGUGCCAACGCCUCCUUCAACAUCAAAUGGAUUGAGGCAGGUCCUGUGGUCCUGAAGCAUCCAGCCUUAGAAGCUGAGAUCCAGCCACAGACCCAGGUCACCCUUCGUUGUCACAUUGAUGGGCACCCUCGGCCCACCUAUCAGUGGUUCCGAGAUGGGACUCCCAUCUCUGAUGGUCAGAGCAACCACACCAUCAGCAGCAAGGAACGGAAUCUGACCCUCCGACCAGCCAGUCCUGAACACAGUGGCCUCUACUCCUGCUGUGCCCACAAUGCCUUUGGCCAGGCCUGUAGCAGCCAGAACUUCACCUUGAGCAUUGCUGAUGAAAGCUUUGCCAGGGUGGUGCUGACACCCCAGGACAUUAUUGUAGCAAAGAAUGAGGAGGCAAUGUUCCAUUGCCAGUUCUCGGCCCAGCCACCCCCGAGCCUGCAGUGGGUCUUUGAGGAUGAUACUGCCAUCACUAACCGCACCCGUCCCCCACAUAUCCGAAGAGCCACAGUGUUUGCCAACGGCUCCCUGCUCUUGACCCAAGUCCGGCCACGAAACGCAGGCGUCUACCGUUGCAUUGGCCAGGGGCUGAGGGGCCCACCCGUCAUCCUGAAGGCUACACUUCACCUGGCAGAUAUUGAAGACAUGCUGCCAUUUGAACCACGGAUAUUCACAGCUGGCGGUGAGGAGCGGGUAGCCUGCCCAAUCCCCCAGGGUCUGCCUACACCCACUGUAUGGUGGGAACAUGCUGGAGUCCGGCUGCCUACGCAUGGCAGGGUCUAUCAGAAGGCCCAUGAACUUGUGUUUGCUGUCACUGCUGAGAGUGAUGCUGGUGUCUACACCUGCCAUGCAGCCAACCUGGCUGGACAGCGGCGACAGGAUAUCAACAUCACUGUGGCCACUGUACCCACAUGGGUAAAAAAGCCCCAGGACAGUCAGAUGGAGGAGGGCAAACCGGGCUAUUUGCAUUGCCUGACACAGGCCACACCCAAACCCACAGUCAUCUGGUACAGGAAUCAGAUGCUAAUCUCGGAGGACUCACGGUUCGAGGUCUCUAAGAAUGGGACCUUGCGCAUCAACAGUGUGGAGGUAUAUGACGGGACGUGGUACCGCUGUGUGAGCAGCACUCCAGCUGGCAGCAUCGAGGCCCAGGCCCGUGUCCAAGUGCUGGAAAAACUCAAGUUCACACCACCGCCCCAGCCGCAGCAGUGCAUGGAGUUUGAUAAGGAGGCCACGGUGCCCUGCUCAGCCACUGGCCGAGAGAAGCCCACAAUUAAGUGGGUACGGGCAGAUGGGAGCAGUCUCCCUGAAUGGGUGACAGACAACGCUGGGACCUUACACUUUCCCCGAGUAACCCGAGAUGAUGCUGGUAACUACACUUGCAUUGCGUCCAAUGGGCCACAGGGCCAGAUCCGUGCCCAUGUCCAGCUUACUGUGGCAGUCUUCAUCACCUUCAAGGUAGAACCAGAGCGCACGACCGUGUACCAGGGCCACACAGCCUUGCUACGGUGUGAGGCCCAGGGGGAUCCCAAGCCUCUCAUUCAGUGGAAGGGCAAAGAUCGUAUCCUGGACCCUACCAAACUGGGACCCAGGAUGCACAUCUUUCAGAACGGUUCCCUGGUGAUCCACGACGUGGCCCCUGAGGACUCAGGUCGCUACACCUGCAUCGCUGGCAACAGCUGCAACAUUAAGCACACAGAGGCUCCGCUCUAUGUCGUGGACAAACCCUUGCUGGAGGACUCAGAGGGCCCAGGCAGCCCUCCACCAUACAAGAUGAUCCAGACCAUUGGACUGUCAGUGGGCGCUGCUGUAGCCUACAUCAUUGCUGUGCUGGGCCUCAUGUUCUACUGCAAGAAGCGCUGUAAAGCCAAGAGACUGCAGAAGCAACCUGAGGGCGAGGAGCCAGAGAUGGAGUGCCUCAAUGGUGGGCCUUUGCAGAAUGGACAGCCAUCAGCAGAGAUCCAGGAGGAAGUGGCCUUGACUAGCCUGGGCUCCGGCUCUGCAGCCACCAACAAGCGCCACAGCACGAGUGAUAAAAUGCACUUCCCACGGUCCAGCCUGCAGCCCAUAACCACACUGGGGAAAAGUGAGUUUGGGGAGGUGUUUCUGGCCAAGGCUCAGGGCUUGGAGGAAGGCGUGGCAGAGACCCUGGUGCUUGUGAAGAGCCUGCAGAGCAAGGAUGAGCAACAGCAGCUGGACUUCCGGAGGGAGUUCGAGAUGUUUGGGAAGCUGAACCAUGCCAAUGUCGUGCGGCUUGUGGGGCUGUGCCGAGAGGCUGAGCCCCACUACAUGGUGCUGGAGUAUGUGGACCUGGGAGACCUCAAACAGUUCCUGAGGAUUUCCAAGAGCAAGGAUGAAAAAUUGAAGUCACAGCCCCUCAGCACCAAGCAGAAGGUGGCCCUGUGUACCCAGGUGGCCCUGGGCAUGGAGCACUUAUCCAACAACCGUUUUGUGCACAAGGACUUGGCUGCCCGCAACUGCCUGGUCAGUGCUCAGAGGCAGGUGAAGGUGUCGGCACUGGGCCUCAGCAAGGAUGUGUAUAACAGUGAAUACUACCACUUUCGCCAGGCCUGGGUGCCUUUGCGUUGGAUGUCCCCAGAGGCUAUCCUGGAGGGUGACUUCUCUACCAAAUCUGAUGUCUGGGCCUUUGGUGUGCUGAUGUGGGAAGUAUUCACUCAUGGAGAGAUGCCCCAUGGUGGACAGGCAGAUGAUGAUGUGUUGGCAGAUUUGCAGGCGGGGAAGGCCCGACUCCCACAGCCUGAAGGCUGCCCUUCCAAGUUUUACCGGCUAAUGCAGCGCUGCUGGGCCCUGAGCCCCAAGGACCGGCCCUCCUUCAGCGAGAUUGCCAGCACCCUGGGAGACAGCCCUGCAGACAGCAAGCAGUGAGGGAAACUUGCAGGCUGUGCUUCAGGCUGGUGUGGGCAGGGGAGAACACCCUCUUGAGAGGAGCCUGCAGCAUGAUGGGUAGAUCCCUGUCCUCCUUGGCCCUAGGUUCUGCCCAAGCACAGCAGGCAUUGCUAAGGUCUGGGCAGUGCCUACAUGUUUCUCUUCCUCCCCUUCAGCCCUGGGGAAGGCUGAUUUAGAUCCAUACUAGGUGACUAAGGCCUCAGGCUGGGCAAUUUUCUCUGCCACCCCUUCCCUCAUCAGGGAUAGUAUGGGUGCCUCAGGUAACCCCAAUUUCUGGCCUGAGACCUUCUCCUUUGGCCAGGUCCAGCUCUGACACUCAUCGACCAACCUUACUUGGGGAGGGGGGGUGGGCCUAGGCUGGGGAUGAGCUGGGUUUGAAAGAUUUCCUUAAUAGCCUCAAGUUCUAGGCUAUCUCUGGGCACACAGGGCCAACUGGUCUCUUGGCCUAUGGGUCCCACCUAGGUGGUGUGAGGGGGUUCUUAGACCAGGAUUGUGGAGGACAUAGUCAUUUGAGUCCUCCCCAGUAUGGGCUUGUGCACACUAACCCAGACCCAUGCCUCCCCCGCAACCGUUCUCUCCUUUCCUCAUCCUAAGUGCCUGGCAGAUAAGGAGUGUUCAAGAGCUUUUAACACUAUAUAACCCGCCCUUUUUGUAUUCACCCUGGGCGGCUUUUGUAUGUUAUUGAAGCGUGGGGUGGGUGGGCAUGGGAGGUUCAGGUGGACCCUAGAGGAGUUGGAACUGGGGAGGGGGGGGCACCCCUGCCUCCCACUUCUUGUUGUUGAAGUUGUUUAUUUUAUGUUUUUUUUUUUGUUUUUGUUCCUUUUUUUGUUUUUGUUUUUUACACUCGCUGCUCUCAAUAAAGAAGCCUUUUUUACAACUUG